GUAAACAAAAAAAAAUGGAUGAUGAAGAGAUAAUACAAUUGCGUGCUCUGAAAGAUCAACUCCAGAAGAAGGUUACUUAUUUGAGAGACAGGUUGAAGGAUCAAGAAGAAAAUGGACGUAAAGAACAAAUCAAUUUCAACAUCACGCUGUUUUCUGAUGAUGAAGAUCACAAACUGUCAGAAUCCUUAUCUACCAAGUACAAAGCUAAAUUAUGUGAAAUUACAGCUCAAGUAACCGGAAUAACAUUCAAAGAUGUUGAUAGAAAAUGGUUACAUGAUGAUAUUUAUGUAUAUAUUGCUAAAGUAAUAACAAAAACAAUUUCAUUUGAUAUUGAAUUAACAGUGAUUUUGAAGAAUUUAAAUGAUGAUUUUAAAAUCAAGAACAUAAUAUGUUAUUUCAAUAAAGAUAUCCAUGAUUAUUAUAUAUUGGAAAUAUCCCCUUGGUUUCAGAAAAUUACAAAUAUGAAAAACUUUUCUCUUCUUAUGUCCGCAUUUUCUGAUUACAACGAAAAGAAUAUCCUUAGAUCUAAAAUUCUACAUAGUUUAGAAAUACAGAAAUAUGCAAACACUGAGCAAUGUACUCAGGAAAACGGAGGUAUAUUAGUAUAUGUACAUUCAUCUGUAGAUACAGAAAAAAGCUAUGUGGUAUUUCAAUGGACAAUAAAAUUUUUGGACUUGACGUGGCAAAUUGAACAUUUCUUUACAGUAAAGUCUACAGACAUAGGAAUGGAAUUUUCUGAAGAAAAUCGGUCUUUAUUAAAAGAAUUUUGCAAGUUUGGCUUGACGAAAAACACUCUUGUAGAAUUAUGGGAGAAAUUGUGCAUCGCUAGUGAUGCUUAUGCUGGAAAAAAUGCCUGACAAAAUUCAUUAUCUUUAAUUACGAGAUACUAAGAACUUAUGAUAUCUGUUAUUCCAAUUAUUUGAAUAAUUGUAUGAAUUUGAAUGAAAGUAUGUAAAUAUUUUAUUAAUAAAUUUAUAUACAGGAUGUCCGGAAAAUCGCCCGCAAUACUUUGGGAAGUGAUUCAGAACUCAAAAAGAAGGACAAAAAGCUAUAUAAACAUAGGUCCGGAAAUAAGUCAUUUCCUAGUCAUAACCAUUUUU
Mycetomoellerius zeteki is the source of this 1100-nucleotide messenger RNA. RefSeq lists its product as uncharacterized. Bases 15 to 857 code for a protein of 280 amino acids. The record is from RefSeq and is a predicted model, not a curated record. Lineage: Eukaryota; Metazoa; Arthropoda; Insecta; Hymenoptera; Formicidae. The transcript is spliced from 5 exons.